Molecule: messenger RNA, 960 nt
Organism: Trichoplusia ni (cabbage looper)
Lineage: Eukaryota; Metazoa; Arthropoda; Insecta; Lepidoptera; Noctuidae
Product: arrestin domain-containing protein 3-like
Biological process (GO): protein transport
Cellular component (GO): cytoplasm
Source: RefSeq, a predicted model, not a curated record
AUAAGUACAAUUUUGUUCCUAACAGGGAAUGAAAUAGAAAUUCCGUCAGGCAAACAAGUGUACAACUUCACUUGUACAUUACCUCCUGUCCUGCCAUCAUCCUUUGAGGGCCAGUAUGGAUACAUAAGAUACACAGUUAAGGUCACCCUAGACCGUCCAUGGAAAUUCGACCAAGAAACCAAAAUGGCUUUCACUGUCCUAAAUGCAUUUGACCUGAAUCUGAACCCCUCAUAUAAGGAACCAAUCCAUAUUCAACUAGAGAAGACAUUCUGUUGCUUCUGCUGUGCCUCUCCGCCUCUGUCUGUUGAUGUUCAAGCUCCGGUGUCAGGCUAUGUGCCUGGACAAGUGAUACCUAUAAGAAUUGACAUUGAAAACAAGAGUAAUGUGCAGCUUCAUCUUGUUAAAAUCUUCUUGAGAAAGGUGGUCACAUACAGAGCUACAUCGCCAACAAAUGCGCUUAAGAAAACUAAAGAUGUAGUACUAACUGUACAAGAAGGUGCGGCCCCUGCAGGUUCUACUAAAAACUGGAACUUGACUAUGGAAGUACCCCCAAUACCGCCGUCCGAUCUCGUCAACUGCAACAUCAUUGACCUGGACUACGAUUUCAAGGUGGAAUGCGUAGUAUCAGGCAUGCAUAUGAACAUGCACGAUAAAAAGUACAUCACUAUAGGUACCGUGCCGCUAGUCGGUAUGAUUGGGCAGGCCACUCCUUCAGCACCACUUCAAGACAAUGUUGGGAACGGUGACCCAGCACAGUACUCUCCGAGCCAGCCAGCUGUCCUACCCGUUGGACCAGCACAACCUAAUGCGCCGUCGGCUCCCGGUGGUGACGCCAAUCCCGGCGGUUGGGUGAUGCCUGGAGCGCCGCCAGUGCAACCACCAUACCAGACAUUGUACCCGGCACUUACAUCACCGGUUUACAAAGAAUCUCCGUACACAGCUCGUACGAUUCAAGACCGA